This is a messenger RNA of Labeo rohita (rohu), 3620 nucleotides long. RefSeq names its product serine/threonine-protein phosphatase 6 regulatory ankyrin repeat subunit C-like. The record is from RefSeq and is a predicted model, not a curated record. Gene Ontology annotation, molecular function: protein binding. NCBI's taxonomy places the organism in Eukaryota, Metazoa, Chordata, Actinopteri, Cypriniformes, Cyprinidae.
GUUGAAGUGGUGGAUCCACUAACUGUUCACCCUUCGUUAUUAACGCUAAAAAAAUAAAGAAUCAUUACCAUAUCCUAAUGAAAAAACUCCGACCUUACUAAUCUGAGGAGAUGGGAAUAUUAAAGAUAAGCGAGCAGUCACUCCUGGUCCAGGCAGUAUUUAGCCAGAAUGCAGAAAUGGUGGACUUUUUAUUGGAACAAAAGGAAGACAUCAAUGAAUUGGACCAAGAGUGCCGCACUGCAUUGCAUGCUGCUGCUUAUGUGGGUGGUGUUUAUAUCAUGGACCUUCUCAUCAGUUCGGGUGCUGAUGUUAAUGCUAAAGACCAGGAGUGGCUGACUCCUCUGCAUCGGGCAGCUGCCUCACAGAAUGAAAGAUCUGUUGAGCUGCUGCUGAGAAAGGGAGCCGAGGUGAACGCACAGGACAGGUUUUGUCAGACGGCACUGCAUGUAGCUGCAGCCAGCAGAGCGAUAAAGUGUGUAGAUAUUCUGAUUCCUUAUGUGAACAGUCUGAAUGUAGCAGAUCGCUUUGGGAGAACUGCUGUUCAUCACGCAGUCCACAGUGGACAUGCAGAGACAGUGACCCUGCUCUUAAAUAAAGGGGCCAACAUGAGUGCCAGAGACAUAAAGGACAGACAGCCUAUCCAUCUGGCUGCUUAUCUAGGGCGUCUGGAGGUUGUGAAGCUCUUAGUAGCAUGCAGUGCAGAUGUGUCCUGCAGGGACAAGCAGGGAUUUACCCCUCUACAUGCGGCUGCUCUUGGUGGACACACUGAAGUGGUCAAGUACCUGCUGAAACAUGGAGCAGAGAUUGACGAAUCAGAUCGUUCUGGUAACAGUGCUCUCCAUAUGGUGUGUUACGCUGGGCAAGAGUUUGUAGCAAGUGCGCUGGUUAACUGUGGUGCUAGUGUUAACCAUUCAAAUGUACAAGGCUGCACACCGCUGCACCUGUCUGCUGCCUCCGCUGAUGGAGCCCUGUGUCUGGAGCUGCUGGUCAAUAACGGGGCAGAUGUUAACAUUCCGAAUAAAGACGGGAAGAGUCCUUUGCAUAUGGCUGCCAUUCACGGACACUUCACCCGUUCUCAGAUACUCAUUCAAAAUGGUGCAAAGGUGAAGUGUGUUGAUAAAUAUGGUAAUACUCCUCUUCACUCUGCUGCUAAACAUGGUCAUGAGUUGCUCAUCAGUUUACUCUUGAAUAACGGUGGAGAUGUGGCCAGGCGAGGCAAUAAUGGGAUGACUCCAUUGGAUUUGGCAGUGUUUUACGGAUUUUCAGACUGUUGCCGAAAGUUACUCUCCUCAGGGUUUGAUAUAAACACUGUGGACAGCCUCGGAAGGACAUGUUUGCAUAUAGCUGCUUCAGGCGGAAAUGUUGAAUGUCUUAAGUUGUUGUUGAACAGUGGUGCUGAUCUGAGUAAAAAGGACUAUUUUGGAAGGUCUCCUUUGCACUAUACAUCAGUGAAUGGCUCAUAUCUGUGUACAGUGGCUCUGGUGAAAGCUGGAGCUGAUGUUAAUGAACUGGAUGUGAAUGGAUGCAGUCCUCUGCACUACGCAGCUGCUGUUCAAACCUCACACAGAGUUGAGCAGAACUGUCCUGACAGACAGUCCAGCAGUGAUAGUGAUGAGGAAGCUCAGUGGUGUUUGGAGUUUCUUUUGCAUAGUGGUGCUGAUCCAUCACUGCGUGACAGUAAAGGCUUCAGUCCAGUCCACUACGCAGCUUCCUGUGGUGACAGACACAACCUAAAAUUUCUUAUAGAAAUGUCUUUCAAAUGUGUGGAAGAUGUGGAGAGUUGUGUUCCUGUGAGCCCUUUUCACUUAGCGGCGUAUAAUGGUCACAAUGAAGCUCUUCAGGUGCUGUCCGAAACACUUGUUAAUGUAGAUAUACAAGACUCCAGGGGUCAUACAGCUCUGUAUAUGGCUGCUCUAAGAGGUCACGGCCCCUGUGUGGAACUUCUGCUGCUUCAAGGGGCCUCAUAUACCAUCACGGAGCACAUCCACAGGUGGACACCCCUACAUGCUUCAGCUGCCAAUGGUCAAACUGACUGCCUGCUCAUGAUGUUGAAAAGAGCAGAAAAAAAUGACAUAAUUGACCUCAUGGACGUACAUGGACAGACUCCCCUGAUGUUGGCGACACUGGGCAGUCACAUUGACUGUGUCCACAUGCUGCUUGAGAGAGGAAGUAAUCCAGACACUGGAGACAGAAGAAGCCGCACUGCGUUACAUCGUGCAGCAGUAGUUGGUAGUGAAUUAUGUGUCUCAGCUUUACUGGUGCAUGGAGCCUUUGCUCUGUGCAGGGACGUUUAUGGCAGAACCCCCUUGCACUUGGCUGCCUCUUGUGGUCACGCAGGGCUGUUGCAUCCUUUUCUUCAUGCUGCAUUGCUCUCAGACCCCCUUGACUCUCUGCUAGACUACAGUGCCUACACACCUACUCACUGGGCUGCUUACCAUGGGCACUCUGACUGUCUAGAAGUUUUACUUGAAUAUAGACCAUCAAGCUUUCAGGAAGGAAAUACCUUUACACCACUGCACUGUGCACUAAUUGCUGGGCACCAUGGUGCUGCUCAGCUGCUUGUCAAAACUAUGGGAACAAAAAUCAUGAACCUCAGAGACGCCAAAGGAAGAACUCCCUUACAGGCAUCUGCAUAUGCAGGAAAUGUCACAGCACUGCAGCUGGCGUUGACCUGUGGUUCAGAUGUAAACUCAGUUGAUUAUACUGGACGCACUGCUUUAAUGAUUGCUGCUGAAAAUGGGCAUACUUCUGCUGUCGAUAUCUUGCUUCAUCAGGCCAGGACAGACCUCUCACUGUUGGACAUCAACAGAAACUCAGCACUUCAUAUUGCCUGUAGAAGAAGUCAAGAAAUGUGUGCUCUUCUCAUUCUGGCGGAGAUUGAUGAGCCCUCUCUCAUCAAUACCACAAACACUGCACUCCAAACGCCUCUGCAUAUUGCAGCAAGAAAUGGUCUUGCUACUGUGGUUGAGGUGCUGCUUACUCGAGGUGCAACAGUUCUGGCUAUAGAUAAAGAUGGACAUACUCCAGCACUGGCAUGCGCACCAAAUAAAGAUGUGGCAGACUGCUUGGCUCUCAUCAUUUCCACAAUGAUGCCUUUUUCUGCUGGCACCAGCUGUGGCAUCAGUCUGAUGAAGCACUGUGGCAUUGCUGCAUCCCAUCAGCCCUUGUCCAACAGCGUGCCUAUACAGCUGAUCACAGAGGAACCACAGAGCUGAACACUAAACAAUAUACAGAACUGCCCUAUUAUUUUGAAGUCCUCUUUUCCAUCCAGAAGAUGUUAAAAUGUCAUUUCUAUUGUACAAUAUUAUACAACGCUACAGUUUUAGCAACAUGCAGUACAUACAGACAUCCUUAACUGCACCAUUCCAUUAUAUGCUAAAUUCCUCCCUUAUAUCUAGCCAUAGAAAAUCACUUCUAUUAUAGCAUCAUAUAGUAUACAUGGAGAGAAAUGUAUUCAUUUAUGUGUGGGUACUCUAAAUAUACAUUUUUACCAUUUCACUUUUAUCUCAACCUAUUAUUAAUACAUUUUCCAGCUUUCUUUGGACUUUUUGUGCAUUUUUUAAAUAGACAAAGUGCAAAAAAUAAAUGAGAAUGUUUAGUUACCCUGCAAACUACUGAAA